Leptidea sinapis is the source of this 2311-nucleotide messenger RNA. RefSeq lists its product as uncharacterized. The transcript is spliced from 2 exons. Gene Ontology annotation, molecular function: RNA-DNA hybrid ribonuclease activity; nucleic acid binding. The record is from RefSeq and is a predicted model, not a curated record. NCBI's taxonomy places the organism in Eukaryota, Metazoa, Arthropoda, Insecta, Lepidoptera, Pieridae. Bases 1 to 2178 code for a protein of 725 amino acids.
AUGAUUAAACAAAGACUUGAGUGGUUUGUUGAAACCAAUAAUCUCCUUUCCAACUCCCAGUACGGUUUCAGAAAGGGCAAGAGCUCCUUAGAUAGCUUAGGUAUCCUUACAACUGACAUUAGAAUAGCACUCCUCAGAAAAGAACACCUUGUGGGAGUUUUUCUUAAUAUAGAAUCUGCAUAUGAUAAUGUUUCACUUCCCCUACUCAGGAGUAAACUCAACCAGCUGAGUAUCCCCGUGAAGUUAUCCCGUUUCAUAUGUAACAUGUUAAUGGAGAGAUCCAUCACUAUUAAAGGUCCAUCCUCUUACCUCCCUCCUAAGUCAGUUUGGAAAGGUUUACCUCAAGGCUCAGUCCUUAGUCCCCUUCUUUAUAAUCUGUAUACCCAUGACCUCAACAGUACCGUUACACCUUUCUGUCAGAUACUGCAAUAUGCAGAUGACAUUGUCCUGUAUUCUUCUGACAAGUCUAUACAAGAUUCAUCUAAUCAUUUAAAUAAUGCUCUUGAUUAUCUUUCUGAAUAUUUAACACAACAUGGACUGUCUCUAUCAACAUCUAAAAGUAAGGUAGUUUUAUUUACAAAUAAAAGAAUUCUUCCACCUAUUAAAAUUAAAAUUUAUGAUGUUGAUCUACCAAUUGUUAAUAAUGUUAAGUUUUUGGGUAUUUGGUUGGAUCACAAAUUAUCUGGCGUCAAGCAUUUUGAUUAUGUCUCACAGAAAUGUGAGAAAAAUAUUAAUAUUCUUCGCUCAUUGUCUGGUGUCUGGUGGGGAGCUCACCCCGUCACUCAAAAAUUACUAUACAAUGCCAUAAUUCGCACUCAUUUAGAUUAUGGCACUAUGUUCUUAAUCCCAGCAAACAAAGCAGGUCUAAAUAAAUUGGACAGAAUUCAGGCUAAAUGUUUACGUUUAGUAUUGGGAGCUAUGAAAUCCAGCCCUAUUAAUGCAAUGCAAGUAGAAUGUGUGGAUCCUCCCCUCUCACUACGUAGACAAUUCCUUGCCAAUAAAUUUUUCUUUAAACUAGCUGGCUGCCGAGCUCAUCCCUUACUCCAAAAAUCAGAACAAUUAGCUGUUUUAUACAAUGAUAAUAAUAUUGUACCUGAAGACAAAAGACCUUGCGUUAUAAAUAGUUACCUUUUAUUUUCUCAGCUCUCUAACCCUCUCUUUCAAUAUUCUAAAUUGCCUUUAUUUUCUAUGCCUUUCAAUGCUCUUACUUUCCAACCCUCAGUAAUUUUAGACUUAGGUGUUGAUAAGUUUUCUAUAGAAGCAAAUAAAACUUUUUCUCAUAUAAUGGACUCAGAUUUUCGACAUUGGUAUAAAAUCUACGCGGAUGCUUCAAAAACAGACAUGAGUCCGGUUGGGGCUGCAGUAUGGAUUCCCUCAACAAGAAUUAUACUGAGUUAUAGCUGCCCACCCACCACUUCUGUGUUUACAGGGGAAUCAAUCGCCAUUCUUGAAGCUAUUCUAUUUGUUAAGUCUCACAACAUGAACAAUUCUAUUAUCCUUUCAGACUCUAAAAGUUGCCUCCAAUCAAUUCUCUCAAAUCCGUUUAAGACAAAAAGUCAGUUUCCCAUCAUUCUCAAAAUAAGAGAAACUUUGAAAGAGUGCUAUGAACUCAAAAUUAACAUAGUUUUAGCUUGGAUUCCAGGUCACAUGGGCAUCUCUGGUAAUGAAAAUGCAGAUGCCUGUGCUAGAUCAGCUGCUCAUUCAGGUUCCUUUCAGUAUUCAGAAAUAUUCACUCAUGACUUGUGCUCUACCCUGAAACCCAAGAUGUAUGAGAGUUGGUCAAACAUUUGGCAAGUUUCCAAAACUUUAAAAGGCAAAUUUUAUGGAGAACUCCAACCAGAAAUUCCUCAAAAACCUUGGUUCUCAAAAUGUAGGAUUCAUAAUAAAACAAUAAUCUCAACUAUAUGCCGCUUACGUUUAAACCAUGCCUGCACUCCAGUCUUUCUAGCAAAACUUAGAAUUAGGGAUCAUUCUCUAUGUGAUUGUGGCCUUGAUGAGGGAAACAUGGAUCAUUUAUUCUUUAGUUGUCCCUUAAUGCGAUCUUCUCUGCACAAUUAUAUACCCGCUGAAGUCCCCCGUCCAACCUCCGUUAAAUGUCUCCUCUCCCUAGUUUACACUCCUUUUGUAAAUAUUUUGUGUAAAUAUAUUAAAAUAAAUAAGAUUAAGUUAUAUUAUUAGAAAAUUAAACUUUAUGUAAUCUGAACACCGAUUAUUACCGUUAAACUUAGAAGACACAUACUCAAAGCUUGGUAGUCUAAUCUAACGUGAUUCUGGCAAAUCUGUGGUAUAUCUUCCACAGAAGCCACAGUAG